Heterostelium album PN500 is the source of this 1092-nucleotide messenger RNA. RefSeq names its product component of the counting factor complex (gene cf45-1). Gene Ontology annotation, molecular function: lysozyme activity. Lineage: Eukaryota; Evosea; Eumycetozoa; Acytosteliales; Acytosteliaceae. Gene Ontology annotation, biological process: peptidoglycan catabolic process; cell wall macromolecule catabolic process; signal transduction. The record is from RefSeq and is a predicted model, not a curated record. Bases 1 to 1092 code for a protein of 363 amino acids. The transcript is spliced from 3 exons.
AUGGGAUUUAGAUAUUUUUUAGCUACUGUAUUGGCUUUUGUCAAUGCAGACUACGGUAUUGAUGUAUCAUCAUCCACCUCACAAGGUAUCACUUCCUCACAAUGGUCAUGUCUCGCCGGUAAGAACCAACGUGCCAUCAUCCAAGUUUGGUCUGGUGGUUAUGGACUCAAUUCUCAGGCAUCAUCUAUCAUCUCCGCUGCCAAAUCUGCAGGUUUCCAAAUUGUUGAUGUUUAUGCAUUCUUGUGCAACCAAUGCUCAGGUAACUCACCAUCAUCCAAUGUAAUCCAACAAAUCGUUAACAGUUUGGGUGGUCAAUUCGGUACUCUCUGGAUUGAUGUUGAGCAAUGCUCUGGUUGUUGGGGAGAUGUCAAUGAUAACGCUGCCUUUGUUGCCGAAGCUGUCCAAACUGCUGCCUCAUUGGGUGUUACCGUUGGUGUUUAUUCAUCAUUGGGAGAAUGGCCACAAACUGUUGGUUCACUCUCAUCACUUUCCUCCUACCCACAAUGGUACGCUCACUAUGAUGGUGUUGCUGCCUUCACUGAUACUAGCUUCUACCAAUACGGAGGUUGGGACAACCCAGAGAUGAAACAAUACGUAGGAAACACCAAUGAAUGUGGUGUCUCUGUUGAUCUCGACUAUUAUUCAGGUAGCUCUGGAUCUUCAUCAUCAGGAUCAGGAUCUGGUUCUGGAUCAUCAGGUACUACCUCCUCUGGUUCUGGUAGUGGAUCAUCAGGUACUACCUCCUCUGGUUCAGGUAGUGGUUCAUCAGGUACUACCUCAUCUGGUUCUGGUACUGGAUCCUCUGGUUCAGGUAGUGGAUCAUCAGGUACUACCUCAUCUGGUUCUGGUAGUGGAUCAUCUUCAUCAUCUGGCUCGGGUAGUGGAUCGUCUUCAUCCUCUGGUUCAGGCAGUGGAUCGUCUUCAUCCUCUGGUUCUGGAUCAGGAUCAUCGGGUACUACCUCAUCUGGUUCAGGUAGUGGAUCAUCUUCAUCGUCUGGUUCGGGUAGUGGAUCGUCUUCAUCCUCUGCUUCAAGUGGUUCUGGUUCGGGUUCGGGAUCUGGCUCUGGAACAAGCGCCACCACAACCAAAUAA